Oryctolagus cuniculus (rabbit) is the source of this 2739-nucleotide messenger RNA. It is a transcript of the gene KLKB1, whose product is annotated as kallikrein B1. The record is from RefSeq and is a predicted model, not a curated record. Gene Ontology annotation, cellular component: extracellular region. Gene Ontology annotation, biological process: proteolysis. Gene Ontology annotation, molecular function: serine-type endopeptidase activity; protein binding. Lineage: Eukaryota; Metazoa; Chordata; Mammalia; Lagomorpha; Leporidae.
CAGAAACCUAAAGUCAAUAUUGGAGACAAGUAAAUAGUGCCUGCAAUGCCACAUUAGGAGGGCUUGAGAACUGCUCAUUUUUAAGUGACAAGAGACUCCCUCUUCUCCAGAACCACAGAAGCAAUUGUGCUUUCAGGAUGAUUCCAUUCAGGCAGGCAGCUUAUUUCGUUUGCCUGUUUACUACAGUUUCCUGUGGGUGUCUGACUCAACUAUACAAGAAUGCCUUCUUCAGAGGUGGGGAUGUGACUUCCAUGUACAGCCCGAAUGCCCAACACUGUCAGAUGAUGUGCACCUUCCACCCCAGGUGUUUGUUCUUCAGUUUUCUUCCAGCAAGUUCAACCAAUGAUGCCCAGAAAAGGUUUGGCUGCUUCUUGAAAGACAGUGUUACAGGAACCUUGCCAAGAGUGCAUCAGACAAAUGCAAUUUCUGGACAUUCCUUAAAGCAAUGUGGCCAUCAAAUAAAUGCUUGCCACCGAGCCACUUACGAAGGAAUUGAUAUGAGAGGAACCAAUUUUAAUAUAUCUAAGGUUCAAAGUGUUGAGGAGUGUCAGAAACAAUGCACUGACAAUAUUCACUGUCAAUUUUUCACAUAUGCCACACAAACAUUUUAUAAUGCAGAACACCUGAACAAUUGCAUUCUAAAGAAAAGCGCAACGGGAACGCCCAGCAGUAUAAAGUUGCUGGAGAAUGUGGUGUCUGGAUUCUCACUGAAGCCCUGUGCGCUUUCGGAAAGUGGAUGCCACAUGAACCUUUUCCAGCAUCUCGCAUUCUCAGACGUGGAUGUCGCCAGAGUUCUCACUCCAGACGCUUUUGUCUGUCGCACCAUUUGCACCUAUCAUUCCAACUGCCUCUUCUUUACGUUCUACACAAAUGAAUGGGAUACAGAAUCGCAAAGAAAUGCGUGCUUCCUUAAGACUUCUGAAAGCGGUACACCGAGUUUCCCUACUCCUCAAGAAAACACGAUAUCUGGUUAUAGCCUUUUAACCUGCAAAAAAACGUUGCCUGAACCCUGCCAUUUCAAAAUUUACUCUGGAGUCGACUUUGGAGGAGAAGAAUUGAAUGUGACCUUUGUUAAAGGAGUGACCCUUUGCCAAGAGACUUGUACAAAGACAAUCCGCUGUCAGUUCUUCACCUACUCUCUACUCCCAGAAGACUGUAAGGGAGAGAAGUGUAGGUGUUCCUUAAGACUGUCUUUGGAUGGUUCACCAACUAGCAUUACCCAUGGGACACAAAAGAGCUCCGGUUACUCUUUGAGACUGUGUAAAACUGAGAAUGGCUCUGUUUGCACCACAAAAAUAAACGCACGCAUCGUGGGAGGAAGCAACUCUUCAAGGGGAGAGUGGCCCUGGCAGGUGAGCCUGCAGGUGAAGCUGGCGGCUCAGAGCCACGUGUGUGGAGGGUCCAUCAUCGGUCACCAGUGGGUCCUAACUGCAGCUCAUUGCUUUGAUGGGCUUCCCUUUCCAGAGAUUUGGCGCAUUUAUGGUGGAAUUUUAUAUCUAUCAGAAGUUACAAAAGAAACCGCUUUCUCACAAAUAAAGGAGAUUAUUAUUCACCCUAAAUAUAAAAUCUCAGAGACUGGUCAUGAUAUCGCCUUAAUACAACUUCAGGCUCCUUUGAAUGACACUGAUAUCCAAAAACCAAUAUGCCUCCCUUCCAAAGAUGAUACGAAUGCAAUUUAUACCAACUGCUGGGUAACUGGAUGGGGCUUCACGAAGGAGAAAGGUGAAAUACAAAACAUUCUACAGAAGGCAAAUAUUCCUUUGGUAACAAAUGAAGAGUGCCAGAAAAGCUAUAGAGAUCAUGCAAUAACCAAACAGAUGGUCUGUGCUGGCUAUAAAGAAGGGGGGAAAGAUGCCUGCAAGGGAGAUUCAGGUGGUCCCUUGGUUUGUAAGCACAACAACAUCUGGCUUUUGGUGGGCAUUACCAGCUGGGGUGAAGGCUGUGCCCGCAGAGAACAGCCAGGUGUCUACACCAAAGUUGCUGAGUAUGUGGACUGGAUAUUGCAGAAGAUGCAGGAAAAGGAUUGAGACAUUUAGGCUGCAGCUGGCUGUGUGGAGAGGCUGCACAGUGAAGGAGCGCCACUAGUUCCACAACCUGGGUUCAAGUCCAAUUCUGUGUUGGAGCCCUUGUCUGCAAAACACGGAGAGCGCGUCUACCUCACAACCUUGUCAUAGCAUGGAAAAGACAAUACACACACAGCUGCUGAGCACCCUGUCUUUCAAGGCAUGCUUUCAGCUCCGACUCACUGGGAGCUAAUAGCAGAGGAUGAUGGAAAUCGCCACGACUGACUGGGAAAUAAAAGGGCAGAAGAGCAUGACGAGAAAGUGUGACACACACCUGGAAAUAGGUGAAUCCAGAUUCUAGCCCUGAGCCUGGGGUCUUUCUAAUCUUAGUGCUUCUUCUGGAACUCCAUGUAUCCCAGAGAUGUAACUCUCUGUGUCUCACCUGCCUGCUCUUGGAAACCUGCCACUGGGGUGGGCACUGUGGCACAGGAAGAUAAGUCGCCACUUGCAAUACCCUCAGCCCAUACUGGAGUGCCUCAUUCCAGUCCCAGCUCCUCUGCUUCUGACAUCCAGCUUCCUGCUAACCUCAUGAGCAAUCUAGAUUCUGUUCCAGGCUCCUGGCUUCAGCCUGGCCCAGCCCUGGCUAUUGAGGGCAUUUGGAGAGCGAACCAGUACGUGGAAGAUUUUUCCCUUUCUUUGCUUUUAAAAUAAAAUGAAAAUAAAUAUGAAAAACAAA